Molecule: messenger RNA, 1456 nt
Organism: Catharus ustulatus (Swainson's thrush)
Lineage: Eukaryota; Metazoa; Chordata; Aves; Passeriformes; Turdidae
Gene: RAB5C
Product: RAB5C, member RAS oncogene family
Exons: 6
Coding region: 219-869 (216 amino acids)
Molecular function (GO): GTP binding; GTPase activity
Source: RefSeq, a predicted model, not a curated record
AGUUGAUUGACAGCUGUGUCUGCCUGUGGCCGGCGAGUGGGGGGCGGAAAAGGUGGUCGGGUCCGGAAGCGGAACGGGUAAAGGCGGAAGUGAGGGCCGGGGCCUGCGAGACGCACCGGCGGGAGCGGCGCUGCGGGCGUUGCAACCUGCCUACAGGUGGAUCCCAGUACAGAACCUGCAGCAUCCUUAACUCUCGGCACUCCUGCACUUAGACCACAAUGGCAGGUCGAGGUGGAGCUGCCCGACCGAAUGGACCAGCUGCUGGGAACAAAAUCUGCCAGUUUAAACUUGUUCUCUUGGGCGAGUCCGCGGUGGGGAAGUCCAGCCUGGUCCUGCGCUUUGUGAAGGGGCAGUUCCACGAGUACCAGGAGAGCACAAUUGGAGCUGCCUUCCUAACACAGACAGUGUGUCUGGAUGACACAACAGUGAAGUUUGAGAUCUGGGACACGGCGGGGCAGGAGCGAUACCACAGCCUGGCCCCCAUGUACUACCGGGGGGCUCAGGCAGCCAUCGUGGUCUACGACAUCACCAACACAGACACAUUUGUACGAGCCAAGAACUGGGUGAAAGAGUUGCAGAGGCAGGCUAGCCCCAAUAUUGUAAUUGCACUAGCAGGAAACAAGGCAGACCUUGCUAACAAGAGAGCUGUGGACUUCCAGGAUGCACAAACAUAUGCAGAUGACAACAGCUUGCUGUUCAUGGAGACGUCAGCGAAGACAGCGAUGAAUGUGAAUGAAAUCUUCAUGGCAAUAGCCAAGAAACUGCCAAAAAAUGAACCCCAGAGUGCUCCUGGUGGCCCAGGCAGGAAUCGGGUGGUGGACCUUCAGGAGAGCAGCCAGCCCAGCAGAAGCCAGUGCUGCAGCAACUGAGCAGCUGCUGCGGCCCGCGAGCCCUUGGAGGACGUGACUGGAACCCACGCUAACGAUCGCACUUACCGUAGGGCGGCUGCUGCCGGCGCCGCUGUGAUUCUCCAUCCCUUUCUGAUCAUAGGCUGGAGGGAGUUCUUCCACCUGCACCUUUCUGUACAAAUACUAAUUCAAUUCUAAGUCUUAAGUCACUUUUUUAAUAUAUGAACUUCUGCUCUUCCCUCUUCCUGGUGGUGGUGGAUGCAGGACCUGGUGUCUGCCCAGCCAGCGUGGCCGUCCCGCGGGUGAGGCCAGCAGCACCCAGGUCCCACAGCACUGUAGUUCACUAUGGGAAACAAAGGGAUAUUGGGACACGUGUUUAAAGUUCCCUGUCUGUAAGAGCUGAGGCUGAUCCCGUACGAUGUGCCCAGAACAACCACUAAACUGUAGCAUUAGAGACAAACUCCGGCUCUUGAGCCACUUAUUGACCAAAUCAAUGAUGAGUAUUUGGGGUGGGGCAGAGGGAAGCAAAACUGGUUUCUUCUGUAUUUUGUAUUGUAUGUUUCUCCAUGUAACCAAUCAGUAUCUUGUCAAUAUAGUACAUCCAACGA